CAGAUUUGAAUUGAACGUAUCGAAUUCCCAAAACGCCCUACAAUUGACGCCGAAAUGGCCGUUCCCUCGAUAACGUCAGGGUUUAUUUCAGUCCAUUAAACUAAGCCAACGUAGAGUUUGCUGUCCAAAAUAUGUCACGUGCAAUCCUUCCCUUGUAAUAAGUGAAGCUUACGCGCGAGCUGCACAUCCACAGAGAGAGAGAGAGGCAGAGAAGAAGCUCCGGAGAUCGUAAGAAUCGGAUCCGGGGUAUCUUCGGAGCUUCAAUCCAGGGAGAGUCGAAGCUUUCGGGUCUUUCUCUUUCUUUCUCAUAGGAUUUUCAAAUCAAUAAUAGCUUUAGCUAAGGUUCAGGUAUCGAAUAAUGUUAGAUUAACCGCCACAAGCCACUUCAAAACAGGUGUUGAAAGAAAUAUGCUUCAUUGGAGAAGAACUAGUUUUAAUUGCUGAUAGGUGUAAAUGUGUAACCUUUUAUGUGCCAUUCAAGGUUCAACAUUCUCUCAGAGAGUGAUUGAACUAAGGGAACAUGAUUUAAGGGGUUAAGAUGCCACCUGUUGUGCUUUCUAAGCUAAACCCAGCAAUAUAUACUGGUUUUCGAAGGGCAAUUUCAGGAAGACGAGUUCGGUUGUGCAAUCCAACGAGUUCACUACUUAGACAGCGCAAAUUGUUGUCUGCCAAUUCAGGGUUGACUCAGUUUUUGCCUUAUUCAAUUAAUUUGAUAUCUGAUAAUAGGUUUGUGCUGAACCAGCUUUGUAUUAGUGCAAAAACCAUGGCUGUGUCUGGUUCCAAGGCUGUUUUUGGAGAUGUUUAUGUGGAUGAGUUAGUAGCAAGUUGUGGGAAUGGCUUGGACUUCUUAAAACCUACUGGGGUUUAUUUUCCUGAUGGAAGUCGUACCAGUUGCCAGAAAGUUAGCAUGACUUUGAGAAAGCGAGAACAAACCAACAAUCGUUUUGUAUAUGGAUACUAUGUUUGUGAUGCAAUGCAGAGAAAUACCAAAUAUAACCCGCCUUUUGGUCCAAAGAUCAAAAGUAUCCACACCUCAUCUUUGUUGUGUUCAUGUGCUGGGGCUGCUCAGGAUGUUUCAUUUGAUGGCGGUUCUAAGGAUGAACAGAUUGCAAGUUUGCCUGAACAAGCUAUUCCUGGUGAGAAAACCUUGACAUUAGUUUCAGGGUCAUGUUAUCUGCCGCAUCCUGCUAAGGAAGAAACAGGGGGAGAGGAUGCUCACUUCAUUUGUGCCAAUGAACAAGCCAUAGGUGUAGCUGAUGGCGUAGGUGGCUGGGCAGAAGUUGGCAUUGACGCUGGAGAAUUUGCCCGUGAACUUAUGUCUAAUUCAGUGACAGUAAUUCAGGAUGAACCCAAGGGUUCCAUUGACCCAGCCAGAGUUUUAGAGAGGGCCCAUUCAAGCACAAAAUCACAAGGAUCCUCAACAGCCUGCAUCAUUGCCCUUACAGAGGAGGGAAUACAUGCUAUAAAUCUGGGGGACAGCGGUUUCAUAGUGGUUAGGGAUGGUUGCACUGUCUUCCAUUCCCCAGUGCAGCAACAUGGUUUCAAUUUUACAUAUCAAUUGGAGAGUGGUAAUGAUGGUGAUCUGCCGAGUUCUGGUCAGGUUUUCAGAAUUCCUGUUCUACCAGGUGAUGUCAUUGUCGCUGGAACAGAUGGGUUAUUUGAUAACUUGUACAAUAAUGAGGUUACUGCUGCUGUUGUUCAUGCUUUAAGAUCUGGCUUCAGUCCCGAAGUAACUGCUAAGCAGAUAGCAGCUUUGGCUCGUGAACGAGCAGUGGAUAAGCACCGGCAGACACCAUUUGCCAAAGCUGCUCUAGAUGCUGGGUUUCGCUAUUAUGGUGGGAAGCUUGAUGACAUCACUGUUGUUGUGUCUUAUGUUACUAGCUCUACCCAUGUGUGAGUCUUCUCCAAGUUAGUGAUCCUAUUGACAUUGUAUACGUUGAAAGAGUAGUUUUUAUGGUGGCUUGUAGGGUUGGUAAGCUCAUUACUUUCAGUUUUUGGCAAUGAAACCUAGUGAAAGAAGUUGAAUUCAUAUUAGUUCUACAAUUUCCUUUUGGUUUACAAA
Theobroma cacao (cacao) is the source of this 2062-nucleotide messenger RNA. Its product is annotated as Protein phosphatase 2C family protein. NCBI's taxonomy places the organism in Eukaryota, Viridiplantae, Streptophyta, Magnoliopsida, Malvales, Malvaceae. The record is from RefSeq and is a predicted model, not a curated record. Gene Ontology annotation, biological process: protein dephosphorylation. Gene Ontology annotation, molecular function: protein serine/threonine phosphatase activity. Gene Ontology annotation, cellular component: chloroplast.